AUGGAUGGCCACGUGAGGAUUGACGUAAGGCGGAAACUCACCAUGGAUUCGUUCCUUGAAUGGAUACGGGUGGCAAUCGGUUGUGGAUCCAAACAAGUUGACCCAGUCAAUAAGUUCACCGAAGCAGAAAUUGAAGCUGUAAAAGAUACUUGGCAACGAGCAAAGAAACGAGAUGUUGGUCAACAUAUCCUGCAGGCAUUACUCGAACAUAAACCGCAGUUCCGCGUCUAUUUCGGAAUUCCCGACGAUUUCACUGAGUUAAGCGAGAUGCAACAAUGUAAACAAUUUCAAGUACAGGAAACGAAAUUUUAUGAACAGAGUCGAAUAAAGAUAAAAUUAAAUGCUUAUCGAAUACAGAAUUUUCUGGACACCGCAGUUUCCACGCUAGGAUUCUGCCCAAUCGAAAAUGUUUUAUCAAUGGCUCAUCGAAUAGGACAAAUUCACUUUUAUAGAGGAGUGAACUUCGGUGCUGACAAUUGGUUAGCAUUCAAAAAAAUGGCUGUCGAGCAGAUUACAUUGGAUCUCGGUACUAAAGAGUACACAACGAUCGUAACGGAAAAAGUAGACUACAAUGGGAUUAGGAAAGAAGAGAGUCUGUUAGAACUUCGACGAAACGGUGUCUCACCGGCUACAGCACUGAUUGGUUGGGAAAAAUUUAUGGGAGCUAUUGUUCGAGAAAUGAAAAGAGGUUUCCUCGACGAAGCUCGACGAAAUUGCAGAGAAGAUGAAGAGGAAUGA
This is a messenger RNA of Necator americanus (New World hookworm), 738 nucleotides long. RefSeq lists its product as uncharacterized. The record is from RefSeq and is a predicted model, not a curated record. Bases 1 to 738 code for a protein of 245 amino acids. The transcript is spliced from 9 exons. Gene Ontology annotation, molecular function: oxygen carrier activity; heme binding; oxygen binding. Lineage: Eukaryota; Metazoa; Nematoda; Chromadorea; Rhabditida; Ancylostomatidae. Gene Ontology annotation, biological process: oxygen transport; response to hypoxia.